Messenger RNA from Magnolia sinica, 1740 nucleotides. RefSeq names its product homeobox-leucine zipper protein ATHB-6-like. Lineage: Eukaryota; Viridiplantae; Streptophyta; Magnoliopsida; Magnoliales; Magnoliaceae. Gene Ontology annotation, cellular component: nucleus. The transcript is spliced from 3 exons. The record is from RefSeq and is a predicted model, not a curated record. Gene Ontology annotation, molecular function: DNA-binding transcription factor activity, RNA polymerase II-specific; sequence-specific DNA binding. Gene Ontology annotation, biological process: positive regulation of DNA-templated transcription. The coding region runs from base 442 to 1389 and encodes 315 amino acids.
AUGAAAGAGAAGACAUGAUGAUAUUGGCCCUGCCUGCCUUGUUUUCCAUCUCUCUCUGAAAAUCUCUCUCUCUCUCCCUCAAAAUCUCUCUUGUAUUGAUUGGGCAAUAAUGAGAUAGAAGCAGAGUAGUGUGUUUCCACUGUUUGGCUUGUGGGUUUUCUCUUUCCUUUUUUUUUUUUUUGAUGGGUUCUGAAAGAGAGGAAUUUUGCAGAGAGAAGAGAAGUGAGAAACCCAAGUGCGGGUUUUGGCAGUUCAAUGGUUAUGUUUGUAUUAUUGCUUUCAUGCUCAUGGAAGUGAAAUUUCCUAGGCUUUUCUCAAACUGCAGAGGUGUUGAUUUCCUUCACCCUCUCAGCUAAACAGAGAGAGUGAGCUCUGUAAUAAAAGAAAGAGAAAAGAAUUCCUUGUUUGAUUCUGGUUUUUAGGAAUUUCAAUUCUUGAGUUAUGAAGCGGCCCAGUAUCUCAGAUUCCUCGGGUGUUAUGAUUCCUGUCUGCUCAUCUGCAGAAACCAAAGGCUCAGGAAGCAAAAACAAUGUCUACAAUAGGGGAUUUCGAUCCAUGUUAGAUAGCAUGGACGAUGAAGAUUGCAUUGAAGAAUCCGGACUGAUCGGUGAAAAGAAGCGGCGUCUUAGCAUUGAGCAGGUGAAGACCUUGGAGAAGAGCUUCGAAGUCGAAAACAAGCUCGAGCCCGAGCGGAAGGUGACGCUGGCUCGAGAACUAGGAUUGCAGCCACGGCAGGUUGCCGUUUGGUUCCAAAACCGGCGAGCCCGUUGGAAAACCAAGCAAUUGGAGAAAGAUUAUGGCCUCUUGAAGUCCGAUUACGAAUCUCUUAAGCUCAAUCUCGAUACUCUCCGUCGCGACAACGAAGCAUUGUCAGUAGAGAUAGAAGAACUGAAAUCGAAGCUCGGAGUGAAGAACGUAGAGAACGGCUGCCGUGUGAAACAGGAAAUCAUUCAAUCUGAAUCCAAAAACAGGGUAUUGGAACAUAGCAAGAUGGAGGACGAUAUCGAUCAGAGCCAUGAGCAUUGUGAUGGCGGCGGGCUCAUGAUGUUUGGCGACUUCAAAGAUGGAUCGUCGGACAGUGAUUCGAGCGCGAUCUUAAACGAAGAUAAUGGACCACACAGUGCUAUCUCCUGUGAAAUUCUUCAUCCAAAUGAACAGCCUGUUCCGUCGAUUCUCAGAUUCGACUGUGCAUCUUCUUCCCAUUCUUCAAUCAAUUACCUUCAAUUCUCGGACUAUCCCCGCAUUGCUUCAAACACCCAAAAGGCGUAUCAUCAGAUGAUGAAGAUGGAAGAGAAUAAUCUCCUGACUGGAGGAGAUGAGCAUUGCAAUCUCUUCGAAGAAGAACAGGCUCCGAGCCUUUCAUGGUACUGUCCUGAGCCAUGGAUUUGAAAGGAGAAAAGGACCUGAAAAAAUGGCAAUGAGGGAAAAGAGCCGUUGGAGAAUUUUGUAAAAUUGCAAAUGUAUUUAGCUUUCUGUCGCCUUUUUGUACAAAAAGACUUCACCUCUGUUGAGAAGAGCUGAUCGCGUAGAGAAGAUACUCCAACAGAGCAGAAAUAAAAGAAGGGAGAAUAGGAGAGAUUUUGAUGCGUUGGCUACUGUAUUCCAAAUAUCGGUGUAUAAGCAUCUCUACCACGGACGUGCUGGUUUAUCCCGACCGUCCAAUUGGUGGGCCACUUCGGCCAUUGCCCAAAUAUAGUUUUGGUUCGUUGUAGGAAAUUGAAGCAAUGGCACCAUUCAUCU